This is a messenger RNA of Neohortaea acidophila, 876 nucleotides long. RefSeq lists its product as uncharacterized. NCBI's taxonomy places the organism in Eukaryota, Fungi, Ascomycota, Dothideomycetes, Mycosphaerellales, Teratosphaeriaceae. The record is from RefSeq and is a predicted model, not a curated record. The transcript has 2 exons. Bases 291 to 788 code for a protein of 165 amino acids.
UUGUGUCAAUCCUGCCAGUCGAUUGGCCCGAAAGUUGGCCUGCAACAAUCAUGAAACCGGCCAGCUCCUCUUCCAAAGUCUUCCGGCUCACUGAAAUGCCCAUGCCGUAGAACACAGAGAGCCGCGCAUUCCAUCAUGUCCCUCGAAGCAUCCGUGACUAGUGAUUUCUUAUGGAAUCAAGGCGUGUUGCUCCAUACGGAUGAGUGCGUUGUCAGUGAUUCAACGUCCAUCGGAGUUUCGACGGAGCUUAAGUGACACCGGGCUGUAGUAACGGUACAAGACAUCGGACCAUGUUCGAUCACAGCCCCAGCAUUCUCGGAGCUGGAUGGCAUUGUCCUACGAUGAUCAUACCUGAGUGUUGUCACCCGUUUACCUCAUGGACAAUGAGGAAAACAAGUCGGGUUGAGGCUGUAUCGGAAGCGCGUCAUGACGGGCCGACCUUGAUGGCGAGGCUGUGGUCGCGCUGCAGUUGCCUCCGCCCUUGGCACAAAUGCACAAGGCGACCAGUAAAGUCUCCCAGAUGUCUAUCAGGAAUGUGGAAAAGGCGUAGAAUAAUUAUGCACUGGGCUUGCUCUUGCUUGGAACGAUGUUGCUUUUUUAACAGGCCGCCCCAUCUGCCAUGCCCCGCCGUUAGGGAAAAACGCCACGGGCCGAGGGUUGAGCCGAGCAGAUACUGUUGGGCGACAUGCCAUUCUCACGACACCGCAUUCCUCUGCAAUCCUCAGCUGACUCCCUCACCACCAUUCGCCCCGCAGUCAACGACACACUCUACCAAAGGCGGAAUCUGAAGCAUGGCCGGGCAAGGAGGAGACCAGCAAACGCGAUGCCGACUUCUUCCCCAAGUCCGCCAAAGGACAAGCGCCGCAGAUCCUCUGG